UUUUUUAGUUUCUUUUUUCUGAAAGGGUUAUAUAACCUUGGGGAUUCUAUUAAUAAAAAUAAUGGUUUUGAACUCUGGGAACAACCAGCCCCAGCAAUGAGCAAGGAAACGCUCCAAGUUCAGAACACAGCAGUGGGGAGGAAUAGUAGCCCGGGAUACAGAGAGGAUUCCCUGCCUGCAGCCAGAUUUGUGGCAUCUGCCUGUCCCUCCUGCCAGCACCUCCAUCCCUGUGCCCAGGGAAGAGGAGAGAAGGUGGGAGGGGAUUGUUUCAGCCCCAGCGUGGUCUGCAGCCUGUGGAUGUGGUGUGGGUGGGCGCCUCUCAUCCUCCUGCAGCCAUUCCCGAGCAGCCUGAGAUGAACCCCAGGCUGUAUCCAGUGCAAAAGUGUGGCAAGAGCAGCAGGUGAACAUCCCCUGAACAUCAGCCCAAAGCAUUGCCCUGGAUGGGAUCCAGAGGCUGCACGUGUUCCUCACAAGCAGGAUUUGGAAGGUGCUCGUGGUUCUCACAGGCAGCAUCCCAGCAAAGCUUGUUGUCCCCGUGGAAUGUUCUUUGUUCCCACAGGUGGGACACCAGGGAUGCUUCUGUGGACGCUGAUUCCACAGGGUGGGUCAGAGAGGUUAGAGGAACUGGGGUUAAAGAGACAUGGCUGAGGCUCCAGAGUAAAACAGGGGAUGCUGGUGUGUGUGCAGUGUGAGUUUAGGGUCAUGAGCUGAGGUCAUGUUCCCUCCGGUCAGUGUCCAAAAGCUUUCUCUUGCAAUGUAGGGGGUCAUUCUCUUUUUAAUCCCUAAGGAGCUGGCAAGCUAUUUAAAGGGUUUUCUAUAAAAAUUAAGAGAGUUUGAAGCUAAGAUGGCAGUUAGAGAAAACUGAGACAUAACCUAAAUCAGGGCAUUUGGAGGCAAAAAUCCCACAGUCAUUGGGAUGUGUUUGAGUGUCCAGUUGUUUCCCUUUAAUUUCAAAAUAUUCAAAACCUCAUUUUUCAGGAUGAACAUUACUUUGGGUUUAUUGUGUUUCCCCCUUUGCCAUGUGGGAUCACCAACUUAUUUUUCAGAAAGCCUUAACACCGCUCUCAGCAGUGGCCUGGGGUUUGGUCUGGUUUGUUUGGGACUUUAUUUUUUUUUUUCCCUUUGAAUCUCCCUUACUUGAGUUGUCAUAGCCAGACAGCCUUGUGCCAGGAACAAGCUGUCAUCCUGGAACUCAUAUAUUUAAUUCCUUCCCUCUGAUACUAAUAACACCUUAAGAUGAUUAACUGGGGAAAAAAAUGUAGUAUUUUUGUGCUGUUUGGAUGCUGGUCACUGGCUCUGAGCACUUCAUUCAUCUUGGGGAGUAAAACUGGAGUGGUCAGCCCUCUCCUCCUGCAGGGCUCUCCUUGGGUUUAGUUUCUGGAUUUGAUUUGCUGAAUAUCCAUGACUCUGUGUUGUCCAAAUGCUUUUCUUGACAGUUUAAGAUGCAGUGGGGAUGACAAGCCCCCUCCCACAGCAUCCCUUGGCUGGGAGGCCACCCUGCAGCUCUCCCUGCUCACAUCCCCUUUGGGAUGUUCCUUUGGGAACAGCCUGGGCAGAAUUCCCAUGCUGGCAGUGCCAGGACAGUGUCUCUGUGUGGAGACACAGGAGAGUGCACAGACACCCCGUCCUGUCCAUACCUCACUGCCAGCCAUGGCUGGGCACGCAGCACCGCGCUGUGAGGACGUGGUUUCCUAUCAGCAUGAGCUUAUUUCUAUUUUUUUUAAAGAUGUUUUUGGUCUGGGACUUGUUCAAGGCCUGUUUUUGCUUCCCAGGGUUCCACUUACCCAGGCACAAUGGUGCCAGCCCGGCUGAUGCUUCCUGCCAGGCUGCUUACCCUCUGUGUUGGGCAGCAGCUUCCACACCUUUUUGCUCAUCUAGGAAAUAAAGUUCUGGAUAAAAUGACACAGCAUGCAGUGUAAAUCCCUGUAAAUCCCUAGAUGUGGAGUUUUAUGUUGGUGUGUUUGUGGGUAGCAUCCUAGGGUUGCGCUGAGCUGGUCAGAGGAAAUAGGAGACAGCAGAAAAUUGGGAAAAACACCUCUUUUAGCUUAAAUUCUCCAUGGAUUAGUGGGUCCUGCCGUCUGAUCUCAGAGUGGCUUGAUGUUGGUUUAGGAUUUUAGGUCCUGCUUAGAUCAUCACUCACAGGGCUCUGGGAGGUGUCAGACAUUUCAUUUGGGUUUCCAGGUGCCUCAGUUUCCCCAGCAGAUGAAUAAAUCACCCCUUCCCUCACCGCUGUUUGGCAGGUUGGGGACAGCACCUUCUGCAGGUGUCACAGGACUGGGGUGACCCAGGACAGGUCCCUUGGGCCCCGAUGCCAGUGGUGGCUCUGUGCUGGCUGUGGCACAGCAGGGUCCCAGCUCUCCUUGCUUCCUGCACAGCUCAGGGGUUUAGUGGGAUGAGUCUGGGGCUUUGGGAGUGUGCUUGGAACAGGCUCCUCAGCCCUUCACUCCUGAGUGGGGAGAGAGAAGUGACUUGAAGAAAGAAGGGAGCAAUGGGGCAGAGGAAAGCUGCUGGUCCCUGCCUGAUGUAAGCUGUGUGCUCCUGGCAUCCCCAUGCUCCCAGUGUCCCUGUGGUGCCCGUGCUACAGCAUCCUGGGCACAAGGAACCCCCAGUGCUGCCUGCUCACCUUCUCCUCCUCCCCUCGUGCAGGAAUUGCGGCUGAGCCGGGGACGAUGACUGCGGAGAGCACCGAAUCGAACGGGCCCAUGCGGGAACUGGAGCAGGGGGGAGCCAAGGUGCCGCUGCCCCCCGUCCCCCCGCGGCACCGGGGCCGCCGCCUGCGGCGCAAGCCCCCGACGGAGCCCCCUCUGAAGGGGCAGCUGCGCAUGCGCUCACCAGCAGGAGCCUUCGUCAUGGUGGGCAUCUUGGUGGUCCUGGUGGGCAUGACCAUUGCCGUGGUGGGCUACUGGCCUCACCGGGGACCUGGGGGCACCGGGGCCACUGCAGGGAACACCAGUGCGGCGGGGGACAUGAGGAGGGAAGUAGCGGGCGGACGCCACGUGCCCCACAGCGAGAAGCUGAAGCUGAUCGGCCCCGUCAUCAUGGGCAUUGGGCUCUUCAUCUUCAUCUGUGCCAACACGAUGCUGUACGAGAACAGGGACAUGGAGACCCGGCGGCUGAUCCAGAAGGGGCUCUACGGCAUGGCAGUGGGGCUGCCCGAGGGGCCCGGCCCCAAGGAUGGGCACUGCCAGCCUGGGGACAGCCAGCCCUUCCCCAAGGCCAACGCCGAGUGUGUGGAGGGCUGUUACCAGGUGGAUCUGUCCUGUCAGCCCGGCCCCGGCAGCAAGUGGUCUGACUGCUACGGCCCUAACCGGCUGCAGACCAUGGCCGAGUUCCUGCAGCACCCAGCAGCUUCCCCCGCGGCCUCCCUGCACAGCCUCCGCUCCACCGAGGUCAACCUGAGCCUCCCGUGCCGCGCUGGAGCCGAGUCCCUCCUGUCCUCGGCCGUGGGGGCCUUGGCACUGCCCAUCAUCAAGCUCAACAACUGCUUGCUGGAUGGAGCAAGGCAGGGUGCCGGAGGGAGGGCAGAGAGGGGCCUUGCUGAGCAUCCCCCCAAAAUGCCACAGCUCUCCCCGGCUCUGCUUUCCAUCGGCGCCAGCACCGCGGCCUGUGGCCAGGAUGGCAGUGGUGGUGAUGGCCACGUUGUUAUCAGCAUGGACCAUGACAGCAGCCCCGGUGCAGAGCUCAGCCCCAACGUGCACCUCCACACCCCGGGACACUCCAAAUCCCUGGACCUUGGCCAGCCAGGAGUGCUUCUGGUGGCCCCCAUCAAGGACCGUAAGAACCGGAGCUGGCCCCGACUGGACCACGUCAGCCUUGUGGGCUACGCCAAACUGGAAAGUACCGGCGAGUCCUCGGACCGGCUGCUGGAGCCCAGCGAGCCCCCAAGCCGGGGCGAGCCCCAGCCCAGCUCCUGGGUGGUGGGGAUGGAGCAUGGCACACGGGUCUGAUGUCCCUUUGGGGACUGUAACGUCCCAGCCUGUUAUCCUGGCCCCCAGUGCCCACCUGCCACCCCAAAACCCCACAGCAGGAGGGGUUUGGGGGCAGCAUUUUUAAGCCAAUGCCAAGAGGAAGGUUGUGACCCUCCGCUCCUGGGGGAGGACUCGCCUAGGGGGUGGGAUGUCCUUCCCAGUGGAUGCCCUUGGCCUUACAAGCCCUUCUCCUGGUGGCUUUUCCAGAGGAGUCCUCGCUUUGAGACCCCACACGAAUUGUGGGAUGGGGACAUGCAGGCAGGUGAAGCCCCACCAGUCCCCACAGCACUUUAUUUCAGCAGGGUUGGGGUGGGGAGAUGCUUUGGGGGGUGGUGUCCCCUUGUCCAGCCUCAACCCACCAGAAAAUUUGCUUGGCCAGAGCACGUAAGCCCAACAGGGCUAUUAAAUAUUAUCUGGAUGCCAUCUGGUCCUGCCUUGACUCCUCCUAAUGCCUGUGGGAUGCUUGGGAGGGACAGCACUUGUGGCAUUCACGUCAGCUUCUGAGGCUCCUUGGUAAUUUUGGGUUUACAGGACACUGAGGUUUUGUAGUUGGAAGCAAACUGUUCAGGGUCAGGGUAGAAGAGGUGAUGGCUGUGUCUGCAGCAAUGCUAACUCAGAGCUUUUAGCACAACAUGCCAUGUGCCACCCUUCUCUUUCUGCCUGUGAGGGAAACUGAGGCACAGGCAGGGACCACAGCCAGCCCCUGGGCUGCCCCUGCCCCCAGGAAAGCUCUUCCCAGCCACUUUCCAGUCUCCCUUACUGGAGGGUCAUCUGGCUCUUGUUUCUGUCAGACCUGCAGCCAAGAUGCCCUGUCACCUUUUCGUGCCUUAUUUCUGUCCCUCCUGAAGCUGCUGCAGCCAGAAAAAAAUGAGACAGGACCAAAAUACCGCUGGAUUUGUCAUUUUCCCCCACUCCAGUUGAGUCACACUCACUUAGGGUUGGGCAGCAGCUGCUGAGCAGAGCUCACCUGGGCUCACCACAAAUUCCACAACUCAAAGGAAGGUUUUAUAUCAAGUGAUGCUUCUUUGGGGCAAAUUUGAACUCUGGGAAUUGCUUCUGGCUCUUUUGGGGGCCAUGGUCCUGCAUGUGACCACAACGGGAAUUGUGUAAAAGGUCUGAAGGGACCAAGAGCCCAGAGAAAUGCUGGCCCAAGACUGGGAGAGCUUUGGCAGCCCAAAUUUGGGGGCUUGGGUCUAGGCUGGUGAAACCAAGUCAUCACAUCACCAGGGUAAGGAGAGAGACCUGGAGGAAGGUGAGAAGGAGGAACAGAAUUCAGCACCGGGGAGAGUUUUGUUUGAAAAUUUAUUGAAAAAUGCAAUACAAGAAGCAAUACUGAACACUUAGGUCUGCCUAAAUGCUAUGGCAACUUUCCCUUUGAUUCGCUAUGAAAAUCCAAAGUAACAGCUCCCAUCACUAGUUGAUCCAGAAAGUUUUGCCAACUUUAAAAGUUCCUAUUUUUAUAAAGAGUGUAAAUACCUAACCUAGACAAUUCACAAUUGCCUUAAAAAAAA
Molecule: messenger RNA, 5479 nt
Organism: Cyanistes caeruleus (blue tit)
Lineage: Eukaryota; Metazoa; Chordata; Aves; Passeriformes; Paridae
Source: RefSeq, a predicted model, not a curated record